This is a messenger RNA of Wallemia mellicola CBS 633.66, 5339 nucleotides long. RefSeq names its product beta and beta-prime subunits of DNA dependent RNA-polymerase. Lineage: Eukaryota; Fungi; Basidiomycota; Wallemiomycetes; Wallemiales; Wallemiaceae. Gene Ontology annotation, cellular component: RNA polymerase I complex. The transcript is spliced from 6 exons. Gene Ontology annotation, molecular function: DNA binding; DNA-directed RNA polymerase activity. The record is from RefSeq and is a predicted model, not a curated record. Gene Ontology annotation, biological process: DNA-templated transcription. Bases 95 to 5335 code for a protein of 1746 amino acids.
GCUAAGAUAGUUGUAAUUUGUAUUAAUUGAUAUAUUUUUUUGUUAUAACGACAAAUGAAAAAGUCUUCUUCACAAUCAGCAAUCAUCAUCUACGAUGGAUAUCGCCCAUCCAAUCAGUUCAAAGCCCAAGAGCGUUUCUUUUGGGUUCUUGACGACGGAUGAAAUAAAGAAGAUAUCCGUUAAGCAGAUAGUGAACCCUAGUCUUUUGGAUAACACAGGAAGACCUACCGUCGGUGGUCUAUACGAUCCAGCACUUGGCCCAUCAGAUAGAGGAGAUAUUUGUGCUACUUGCGGUUUAACUUCAUUCAACUGUCCAGGACACUUUGGACAUAUAGAACUCCCUACAGUAAACUACCACCCACUAUUCUUCACCCAUUGCUUCAAUAUGCUCCGUGGUGUUUGUUUGUAUUGCCAUCACUUCAAACUUGAUCCAGCGGUUGUCACUAGAUACGUCGCUAAGCUCUCCCUCCUCGACUACGGUCUCAUAGACGAGGCUGAACAAGUCGACCUCAUCAAGCGUGGUGUAUCAGAAGCAGAAGAGGAAGACGCGACUUCAAAAAUGUCAAAAUCUGCUUUGAAAGCCUUAGAAAAGGAGCGCGAAUUGGAGGCCUACAAGUCGAGAGUAAACAGCUGGGUAAAAUUCAACGUCAGUAAGGCGCAACAAAAUGGCAAAACCAGAGACGAAUAUAAGUCCGGCUUGGUUUAUCAAACCAGAAAGAGACUCUUCCAUCAGUUAUUCAGACAAAUGUAUAGAAAGAAGUGCGACAAUUGUAACGCACACGCACACGCGUUCAGGAAGGAGGGCUCUAUCAAAAUCAUCGAGUACUCACUCACACCAAAACAAGAGGCUCAGCACAACGCUUUGGGUUUGUCCAGACCGGAUGUCUUAAAAGAACAAGCUGUCGUCGACAAAAACGCAAGGGAAGCACUCAAAAAGCAAACCCAGGUAAGCAAAGACAGCGAUAGCAGCUCAGAAGAUGAAGAUGAUGGAGAAGACACUCAAUCAAACAACGGCGAUAUCACAAUGAACGAUUCCAACGACACGAAUGGUGAUGUCAACAUCGACGACGAAGAAGACAUCGCAGCCAUCAAAGCUAACAACAAAAAUAAUGCUGCUCUUCUUAAGAGAUCUGAGAGAGUCGUUCCAGCAUCUGAAGUUCAAGCUCAUUUACAUCGUCUCUUCACAAAUGAGAAGGAACUCACGUCGAUGAUUUUCUCUCGUCAUGGUCCAUUCCCAACCAAUGAAGCCAUGGCUGACAUCUUCUUUAUGUCUGCUAUCCCAGUUCCACCAACUCGUUUCAGACCUGCUGCCCGUAUGGGUGAUGCUCUCAUGGAACAUCCACAAAACGAGCUACUUGGUGCUGUUCUCCAAACCUCACUUAGAAUUCGUGACUAUAACAAUGAAAUGUCCGCUUUGAAUGACAAAGACUAUGCUCAAACGAUGGCGGCCAAUAGCAGCCUUGGUGAAAAUGGCAUAAAGAUUAUUAGAGAUAGAACUUACCAAAGGUUAUUAGAAGAGCUCAUCACACUUCAACAUGGCAUAAACUCCUUCAUCGAUUCAUCAAAGAACCCAGCGCGUCUCCCACAAGGUCGCGAACCUACACCUGGUGUUAAGCAAGUUCUCGAAAAGAAAGAAGGUCUUUUCAGAAAACACAUGAUGGGUAAACGUGUCAACUAUGCCGCAAGAUCUGUUAUCUCUCCAGAUGUCAACAUUGAAACCAGCGAAAUUGGUGUACCACCUGUCUUCGCUAAGACUCUCACUUAUCCAGAACCAGUCACACCAUUUAACGUAUCAUACCUGCGUAAAUUAGUCAUUAAUGGUCCAAAGAACUACCCAGGUGCUAGUAUGAUUCAAUAUGAAGAUGGUAGAAUGGAGAGCUUAGAGAAGAAGUCUCAAGAACAGAGAACCGCAAUCGCUAAUCAACUUCUUACACCAUCAAACAGACCUGAUAAUCAAAACAAGAUGACAACUCGUACUUCAUCAAUCAACAAGAAGGUUUUCAGACACUUGAGAGAUGGUGACGUAUUAUUGCUCAACCGUCAACCAACCCUUCACAAACCAUCUAUGAUGGCUCACAAAGCUAAGGUUUUACAUGGUGAGAGAACAAUUAGGAUGCAUUAUGCAAACUGUAAAUCCUAUAACGCUGAUUUCGAUGGUGAUGAAAUGAACAUGCACUUUGCUCAAUCUGCAAUCGCAAAAGCCGAAAUGAUGUUCAUAGCAAACAACGAUAACCAAUACUUGGUACCAACGUCUGGUAAACCUUUACGUGGUCUUAUUCAAGAUCACGUUGUUGCUGGUAGUUGGAUGACGAUGAAAUCUACAUUCUUCACAAGAGAUGAAUACCAACAAUUACUCUAUGGUGCACUGAGACCGGAGAAUGAUUACACUGGUGAGGGUCGCGUUCAUCUUCUUCCACCGGCCAUUUGGAAACCACAACCGUUAUGGACUGGUAAACAAAUUAUCUCUACUGUUUUGAAGAACAUCACACCAAGUAACGCACGCGGUCUUAACCUUGAAUCAGAAUCUAAAGUAAAGGCUGAAUAUCUUCCAGCAUGGGGUUCAAACGAAAACAAGGUUAUCAUUGUCGAUGGUGUUGUCUGUUCAGGUAUUAUCGAUAGCUCCCAAUUUGGUACCUCUUCAUACGGUCUCGUUCACUCUGUUUUCGAAUUAUAUGGUUCUGAAUGCGCAGGUAAAUUACUUUCUAUUCUUUCAAGAUUAUUCACAAAGUACCUUCAACAUCGUGGUUUCACAUGUAGAAUGGAUGACUUGAUCUUGACUGAUGAAGGUAAUGAAGUUCGUGAUGAAAUUCUCGAAGGCACAAAGAAUUACGGUUUUGAAGCAGCAAUUGAUUCAAUUGGUUUAACAGAAGAGCAAUCUAAAGGAUCUGAAGGAAAGCGCAACGUAUUGAUGCGUCUUGAAGAAGUCUUACGUGAUGAUAACAAGCUAGCAAUGUUGGAUCAAACGUCUACGUCAAAGAAUGAACAGAUUAAAUCACAAAUUCUUAAGAAGACUCUUCCAGCUGGUCUUUGGAGACGUUUCCCAACUAAUCACUUCCAAGCGAUGGUUCUCACUGGUUCAAAGGGUUCGGCUGUCAAUGCUUCACAAAUUUCUUGUCUGUUGGGACAACAGUCACUUGAAGGUCGUCGUGUACCAGUUAUGGUUUCAGGAAAGACACUUCCUUGUUUCAAACCAUUCGAAACUGAUAUGAGAGCUGGUGGUUUCGUCGCUCAACGUUUCUUAACUGGUAUUAGACCACAAGAGUACUACUUCCACUGUAUGGCUGGUAGAGAAGGUCUCAUUGAUACAGCGGUCAAGACAGCUAACUCUGGUUACUUACAAAGAUGUCUUAUUAAACAUCUUGAAGGUAUUAAAGUACACUACGAUCAUACAGUUAGAGAUUCUGACAACAGUGUUAUUCAAUUCCAAUACGGUGAAGAUGCUCUUGAUGUUACAAAACAAGUUUAUCUUAACAAAUAUAAGUUUGCUGUAAACAACUACGACAGUAUGAUGAGAAAAUACAAUCCAAAGGCUCUUAUUGGAAAGGUCGACGAAGAGGCUGCAGAAGCUUAUAUGAAGAAGGCUCUCAAAAAGCCAUACAAGUAUGCACCUGUAUUGUCAGAGUAUUCACCAUCCGUGUACUUGGGUGCAACAUCUGAGAAAUUUGCUAAAGAUGUUGAUGCUUAUGCUGAAAACAAUCCAGAUGGUCUCUUAAUACCACAGUCUUCAAAGAAGAACAAAUUAUCUGAUGCAGAAAUUGAAGCACUUGUGAAGAAACUUAAACAACAAGGUGGUGCAAUUGCCAAACCUAAGCAAUUUAAGAACCUUUUGAAGACAAUUUACGCGCGUAGUUUGGUUGAACCUGGUGAAGCUGUUGGUCUGUUGGCUUCUCAAGGUGUUGGUGAACCUUCUACCCAAAUGACAUUAAACACUUUCCACUUUGCUGGUCACGGUGCUGCGAAUGUCACACUUGGUAUUCCACGUCUUCGUGAGAUUGUCAUGACAGCUUCAGCUCAAAUUAAGACACCAACGAUGAAAUUACCAGUAUUCGAACAUAUCACUGAAGAAGAGAUGAAGGUAUUCUGCAAGAACCUUAACAAGUUGACACUUGCUGAAUGUGUUGAUGACGUUAGAGUUAUCGAAUCAUUGUCUUCAAAGACACCAGAAAAUGGAUUCUCUAGACGUAAAACAUACAAAGUUCACCUCAAUCUCUACGAUCCUAAUGAAUACAGUAAGGAAUACAAUGUUGAACCAUAUGACGUUUGCUACGCAAUGAAGAAGUUCACUGCUAUCUUGGAUAAAGAAAUCACUAUCGAAUUAAGAAAGGUCACAAGAGAACAAACUGGUUCAGCUGCUAACAUCGGUAGAGGUCAGAGAUUGAGAGAGAAGCCAGGUGAAAAUGAAAACAAUGGUGAUGAAGAUGCUCCAGUCAAGGAUGCUCAAAAGGAUGAUGACAAUGAAGGCGAUGAAGGUGAUGCUGAAUCUCGCAAGCGUAUCGAAAAGACUAAGGAAAUUGCAUCAUAUUCUGAUGAUGAGGCUUCAGAUGAAGAGGAUCAGAAGAAGGAUGACGACAACGCUGAUGAUUCUGACAAAGAGUCUGAUAUCCAAGAUGAUGAUGAGCGUCAUCGUAAGCACUCUAAGAAACUCGGUGAGAAACUCUCAGAACUCGAAGACAAGAUCGUACAAGAUUCACAUUAUAUGACUAAACUCGAUUGUGAUCGUGAAGGUGGUUAUGUUGAAUUCGAAUUGGAGUUCUCUAGUAAGGCACUUAAGAUGUUGCUUGUUGGUAUUAUUGAGAAGGCAUGUCGCAAGACGGUCGUCCAUGAAGUACCUGGUAUCUCAAGAGCAAUUCUCUUAGAUAAGGAGAAGAACAAGGAUGGUAGUGUCAAGAAGCAAAGAUCAAUUCAAACUGAAGGUGCUAACCUCAUGGGAAUUAGAUCAUUUGGUCAAGACUUUAUUGAUCUCAACCAACUCUACUCUAACGACAUUGAUGCGAUUAGACGUACUUAUGGUGUUGAAGCAGCUCGUGCAUCUAUUAUCAACGAAGUUGCUGGUAUUUUCCAAGUUUACGGUAUUGGUGUUGACUUUAGACAUUUGGCAUUGUUGGCCGAUUAUAUGACUUACGAUGGUGGAUAUAAGCCAUUUAACAGAACUGGUUUAUCUGGUUCACCAAGUCCAUUGUUACGUGCGUCAUUCGAAACAACAGCGUCUAUUAUUGCAGAGGCUGCACUCUUCGGUGACUUCGAUGACAUGAAAUCACCUGCAUCAUCAAUCGUUAUGGGUUGUGUCCCAGAAGUCGGAACUGGAUUGUUUAACGUCGGUGUUGCGAACAACUGAAAAA